Tachysurus vachellii is the source of this 4141-nucleotide messenger RNA. RefSeq names its product DIX domain containing 1b (gene dixdc1b). Gene Ontology annotation, molecular function: protein binding. The transcript has 21 exons. NCBI's taxonomy places the organism in Eukaryota, Metazoa, Chordata, Actinopteri, Siluriformes, Bagridae. Gene Ontology annotation, cellular component: cytosol. Gene Ontology annotation, biological process: canonical Wnt signaling pathway. The coding region runs from base 250 to 2304 and encodes 684 amino acids. The record is from RefSeq and is a predicted model, not a curated record.
CGACAGCAGCGCGUUCAAGUUGAGCGCAUGCGCGUUUCAUCCUGGUUAGCUCGGUUUACCUCAGAUCCUGUUUCUGUGUGGGAGCUAACGGUGUGUGCGCGCGUGCACAUAUGUCCAUCACACAAGCCAGAGCCGGUGUUUGUACAGUUUCUUUGUUUGCCCCACGGUGUAGCCAUGCGUGGUUAAUACGAUUAGCUGAACUCGUCUCCUCUUUCCUUUUCUCUCCUCUCCGUGUGAGAAGGCAGAAGAAUGAUCACAUCCUUAUCUAAGGGAAAUUUACUCGAUGUGCUGCAGGACGGCUUCAAUAAUGAGCAACAACUGGUGGCGUACGUGUCGUGGGUGAACGCUCAGCUGAAGAAGAAGCCUGGUCUGAAGCCUGUGAGUGACCUGCGACAGGAUCUCAGAGACGGCGUGGUGCUCGCACACCUCAUCGAGAUAGUGGCUGGCGAGCUCCUUGAGGGUAUUCAUUAUUCGCCAAAGGACAACCAAGAGAAGAGAGAAAAUGUGGACAAGGUUUUGCAGUUUGUGUCCUCUAAGCGGAUACGCAUGCCACAGACUUCUGCCAGAGACAUUGUGGAAGGGAACCUCAAAUCUGCCAUGAGGCUGAUCCUAGCACUAGCAGCACAUUUUAAGCCAUCUGCCUCAGCCAAUCACAGAGCAGGAGCUGCCUUUGGUAGGAACUCAACCAGCUCAUCAGCCAAUCACAGACCUCAUUCCACUAUGGCCAUGGCCCAGAAUGCAGCUGCGGCUUUAGCAGCUGCCCGGAGCGAUGCGUCUCGCUCAGGACGCAGCGUUCACCAGCUCAGACAGGACUGGCAGAGGCGAAGCUCCAGUGCUGAUGAGGAGAUCGAGAGCCCAUGCUGGAGUGUGCGGGCUUUGGUCCAGCAGUAUGAGGGCCAGGGAGAAGCCGACAUGGACAACACAGAGACAGGAGACCAAAGCUUGAGCACCUCCAGUCCCAACCACAUGCCCAAAGACCCCACCAGCAGCUCUCAAGACAAAGAACAGCUUUUUAGUGUCCAGUCAGGACACGCCAAAGACAAUAUGACAGGUGGCCCAGCAGCAUCCCAGGAGCAUGAUGGGAGAUAUAACUGUGCCUGGGAGGAGCAACUGUGGGAACAGCAGGAGCAGUUAGAGAGAGAGAUGGUGGAGGCCAGGAGAAUGGUGUCCAGCUUACAGGCUUUGCUUCUCUACGGCUCUUUGCCUGACGACGAGCAGGAGGUUUCUCUAAGUUUCGGAGAGGGAGUGGAAAAUGUUGAGCAACAACUGGUAAUAAUCCGCAGUCGUCUUGACCAGAGCAUGGAGGAGAGUCUGGAACUGAAGAGGGAGCUGUUGAAGUACAAACAGGAGGCACGUAAUCUACAAGGAGUCAAAGAUGCUCUGCAGCAACGUAUGACUGUACAGGAGUCCUCUGUGUUACAGCUCAAACAAGAGCUUCUGCGUACCACCAUGAACCGUGAUGAACUGGCGAGACAAAAUGCAGAGCUUCACAAGAAGCUAGAAGAGAGGAACAGGCUUCUCAGUGAAUAUACGAAAGAGUUAGGACAGAAGGAUCGCCUGCUUCACCAACAGCAGUUCAAACUGGACGAAGCAAUACGCAAGCUGACAGACAGCAACAGCCAGCAGGCUGACCUGCAGAGGGAGCUGGAGAACAAGCAGAGGAUUCUUCAGGAGCUGACUGAUCAUGAUGAGGAGCUACCUGGAUCUCCAAGCAAUGGCUACAUGCAUCCAGCAGCCCUGGAUCUCAGUACAGCACAAGCACACAAGGGCACGGAGGAGCUGCAGUUGGUUCGGGAUGCUCUUCGCAGUCUGAGGAACUGUUUCGGAGGCCACGACCCACAGCACCACACACUGGACACACUGGAGCAGGGCAUGACCAGCCUUAUGGACCGCCUUUACACACUGGAGUCACAGACCAGACAGCAGAGUAAGGCAAGGGUGAGGUCUCCAGGACACAAGGCCACUCACACAGACAGGGACUCCUGGCCAUCCAGCAGCAAAUUGGUCCACUCUCACAGCAGCCCUAUGCUUAACUCCUCCCCCUCCACCAAAGUCCUCUACUUCACAGACCGCUCACUCACACCCUUUAUGAUCAACAUCCCUAAGAGGUUGGGAGAAAUUACCCUUAAAGACUUUAAAGUGGCUAUAGAUCGAGAAGGCAGUUACAGAUACCAUUUUAAAGCUUUGGACCCUGAGUUUGGCACUGUGAAAGAGGAGAUGUUUCAGGAUGAGGCAGUGGUGCCUGGCUGGGAGGGCAAGAUCGUGGCAUGGGUGGAGGAAGAUCAUGGCGAGGGGAGGAUCUAACAGGAAGCCUGAGAAAACCCCCGCUGGGAUCAGAUGUGAUGGGGAGGAUGAACUGUGCCAAUCUGUCAGAAUAAAUGUGCUUGUGCCGGAUGUACAGAUGCUCAACUCUCACUUGAAAUUCUAAAAUCCUCCUGUUCUGUGUACCGCUGUCUUUCUGUGUAAGUCAAAUGAAAGCAGGAUAACAGAAGGGACACCUGGGGGUUAAUUAGACGUGCAGAACACGAUCCUGUCCAUUCUGUUCCCAGAACAGCUGUCUCCAGAAACGCAGGACACUGUAGUAACCAGGUGAAGUGUCGAUCACACAAGCUGCCUACAGCAUGAAGCUCUCAAGUCAUUUUGCUACAAAAUGAUGUCAGCUAAUGUGACUGAUAUCAUGUUAGAAGAUGUGUGGAAAGAUUAAGAUGUCCAUCAGUUGCCUUCAGUGAAGGCCAGGCUUGUACCAGCAAUCCAGCACAUUUUCCCCUUUUAAUCUUUUUUUUUUUUUUUUUUUUUUGAUUAACCUUUAAAGUUUGGGUUUUCUGGACAGAUAUUCCAUAAAAAUGUGUAUUUAGGUCAGUCAGGAUUCUAAUAGUUUCUCAAUACUUAGCCCAAGCCCUAAGUCUACAGGACCAAAGUGAUGUUAAGAUAUUAAAUGCUGGUUUAAUUCAUACAAAUAAGGUCUUUCUCAGUACCAAGAGUGUGUGAAACGGACUUGUGUUCCUUCGAACAAUGAUUUUUGAUGAAUUCGUGAUUAGAGAUGGGUGAUAUUUAAGGAAUAAAACACAGAGACUUGAUCGAAAAACAGUUAGCUCAAGUUAUCAGUUACACCCUUCACCAUAUUUCCUUAUCUGUUAAAUAACAUGUAUUUGUUAUUCAUUAUUCCCAGCAUACCCAGCGAAUACGCUGUUACUAUGGAAAUGAUAAUGCAUUAGAAUGGACACAUGAAUGUAAACCUGCUGUGACAUCAUCGUUCACAAUUUUGAUAUCAUGUCAUCAGGUUAACCGCUGUUAAAGUAUGAAAGGUAAUUUAUUAGUAAAUAUUCCAUUGUUACAUUCCUCACGUCCCAUUUUUCAGACAUGCUGUUUAGUUUAAAGAAUUGAAAACAUCCCAGUUAUGAAAUGCCUCAUCCACCAGUGGUACGUUAUUGCAAUGAAUUAAUGGUCUUUGAGUUCAUUGUAAGAUGUAAGACAGCAAUCAACACACCUUCAAAAUUCAUCGAGUAUAAGACGCUCUUAUUUUACUCACUCUUGGUUACUUGCGCACAUCAGUGUAGAAAAUGAACAUGAGAAACACCUAGAGGAUCCCGAGAUUGCCUUAAGACUAACACCGAAAGGCACAAAUACAGUGUAAAAGGUGUCUGCCUCAUUUGAAACCAUCUGUUUUGCAUCUUUAUGUGAAGUUACAUUAGUUUCUAUGGGAUAGUACAAAGCUACAAUUACACCGCACUGAUUUGGAAACUGUAGCAGAGUUUACAGAGUAGAAUCCGGCUGUGCCUGGACCGAACCAGAACCAGUUAGUCAUCCAAAUAAGACUUGUACCUGUGUCUUGUUUUUACAUUUUAAAUAUGUAUAUAGAUAUGUUUAUAUUUCAGAGAGAGGCUUGAUAUGAUUUUAUAUGAUCAAUGUUUUGUUUUGUUUUAUUUUGAGUGUUUAAAAGAAAUGUUCGCCUUUACAAGGAGGAUUUUACAAUUUAUUUUACCGCAGUUUGCGUUUUUCUUUAGGCAUCUAUGAUUUCAUGUACUUUUCAGUGUUGCACUUGAAACCACAGUAACGUCACUCGGAUAACAUUCCUGCUAGUGAUUGUUAAUAACGGUUGGAUUUUUGAUUGCAAAUAAACAAAGUGAAUAUCAGCAUUUAA